This is a messenger RNA of Dromiciops gliroides (monito del monte), 249 nucleotides long. Its product is annotated as zinc finger protein 684-like. Lineage: Eukaryota; Metazoa; Chordata; Mammalia; Microbiotheria; Microbiotheriidae. Gene Ontology annotation, biological process: regulation of DNA-templated transcription. The transcript is spliced from 3 exons. Bases 1 to 249 code for a protein of 82 amino acids. The record is from RefSeq and is a predicted model, not a curated record.
AUGUGUUGGACAUUUCAGGAAAUGGUGACGUUCCGGGACGUGGCCGUGCACUUUACCUGGGAGGAGUGGAGCCACCUGGACCUUGCCCAGAGGGCCCUGUACCGGGAGGUGAUGCUGGAGACCUUUGAGAACCUCCUUUUCCUGGGGCUCCCAGUGAAGCUGGAUGUGAUCUCCCAGUUGGAGAGAGGAGAAGCUCCCUGGAUGCUGGAGGGGGUGGUCCCAGGAGAGCCUGGCCCAGAGUCGGCAUAA